GAGUCCAAGCACGAAGCUGUGCACACAGUCGCUCUCCGCAGAGAUGCUUAGGAUGUGAUCCAUGAAUCGCCAAUCCCAGCUAGUGCUAACAAAGACGGACCUUUCUCCCCAAGACCAUUCCAGUGCCCCAGAGGUCCACAGACAUCCAGGAAGAUGCAGCCAGCAGACAAAGAAUGGCAGCCACCGAAGCGCUGAGGGGAGCCCUCCCGGCCAUUUCUGUCCCAGCUCCAAGGGUCUCUCCACGAUGGCCUGCAACAGCACGUCCCUUGAGGCUUACCCAUACCUGCUGCUGAACACCAGCAACGCCUCAGACUCCGGGUCCACCCAGUUGCCCGCACCCCUCAGGAUCUCCUUGGCCAUAGUGAUGCUGCUGAUGACCGUGGUGGGGUUCCUGGGCAACACUGUGGUCUGCAUCAUCGUGUACCAGAGGCCGGCUAUGCGCUCUGCCAUCAACCUGCUGCUGGCCACCCUGGCCUUCUCCGACAUCAUGCUGUCCCUCUGCUGCAUGCCCUUCACCGCCGUCACCCUCAUCACCGUGCGCUGGCACUUUGGGGACCACUUCUGCCGCCUCUCAGCCACGCUCUACUGGUUUUUUGUCCUGGAGGGCGUGGCCAUCCUGCUCAUCAUCAGCGUGGACCGCUUCCUCAUCAUCGUCCAGCGCCAGGACAAGCUGAACCCGCGCAGGGCCAAGGUGAUCAUCGCGGUCUCCUGGGUGCUGUCCUUCUGCAUCGCGGGGCCCUCGCUCACGGGCUGGACGUUGGUGGAGGUGCCGGCGCGGGCCCCACAGUGCGUGCUGGGCUACACGGAGCUCCCCGCUGACCGCGCCUACGUGGUCACCUUGGUGGUGGCCGUGUUCUUCGCGCCCUUUGGCGUCAUGCUGUGCGCCUACAUGUGCAUCCUCAACACGGUCCGCAAGAACGCCGUGCGCGUGCACAACCAGUCGGACAGCCUGGACCUGCGGCAGCUCACCAGGGCGGGCCUGCGGCGCCUGCAGCGGCAGCAACAGGUCAGCGUGGACUUGAGCUUCAAGACCAAGGCCUUCACCACCAUCCUGAUCCUCUUCGUGGGCUUCUCCCUCUGCUGGCUGCCCCACUCCGUCUACAGCCUCCUGUCUGUGUUUAGCCAGCGCUUUUACUGCGGUUCCUCCUUCUACGCCACCAGCACCUGCGUCCUGUGGCUCAGUUACCUCAAGUCCGUCUUCAACCCCAUCGUCUACUGCUGGAGAAUCAAAAAAUUCCGCGAGGCCUGCAUAGAGUUGCUGCCCCAGACCUUCCAAAUCCUCCCCAAAGUGCCUGAGCGGAUCCGAAGGAGAAUCCAGCCAAGCACAGUCUACGUGUGCAAUGAAAACCAGUCUGCGGUUUAGGAGGUCAGGGGGCCACAGAGAAGGGGCAGCUGAGCCCCAGUCCCAGGGUGGAUCUGUCCUGCUCUGUUCCCUGGCAUGUUGGUCAUAGUCUGCACUUUGUGGUGGCAAUUUAAGCACAAAGGUACUCAUUUGUAAUCAGAUGAGCUGCAGCUCCCAAAUUUCAAAUUUUGGCACGAUGAAUUAUUUUUGUUUCUCUUUGCAGAAGAGCCAAAUAUGGGGCUGAUGGGAACUGCAAAGUCAUUAAGGCAAAAAUGGAGUGGGCUGGGGAGUGCAGAAGUUGGGCAGAAAGGGAGGAGGAAGGCAACAGGGAAUGAAGCUGGUUGAGUAUGGGGCAAGAGGACUGGUCAGUCACAAGAGCUUCAACCUGCCCUGCGAGCCCUCUCUGCACCUGCUCAAGAGAAACCCUGAGAAACCCCAGUAGGUGUGAGCUCCUGGGUGUUCAUUCAUUUUGUUUGACACCAGGGUUCUUCAGCUAUUGAUGUUUGUGGUGUGUGGGGACUCACAUGAGGUUCUUUAUGUUGAUCAGAUGUGCAUUUCUUCCCAUGCCUAAGUAUCUUUUCUAGAAAGAAACCAAAAUCACACGGGGAAGCAGAGUGAGCCUCUGUGCUUUGAGCUCCCUGGAAUGAUGCAUGGGAGGCCUCAGAGGCUUGAAGCCCAGAGAAGGUCCUGGGCAGCCCAGCUGAAGUGAGAAGCAAAUCCGGGAACUCCUGCAUGUCCCCAGCGCCCCCCACCUGCUGGGCCCACCCCGUCCCUGCACCCUGAGGCCACUAGGCCUCCCUGUCUGCUGGAGAGCCCCUUGGCCCUUCCCUCUUUCCUCCACCCCUCUACCUGCCUCCCUUUGUUUUCCUCCCAUCCAUUUCCAGUGUGCUAUAUCUCACCCGCUGAGCAAGCAUCUGUAGUGACCUGCUUUCAGUGUCAGCAGUGAGCAGGCUGGGCUUAGUUUACACAUUUCCUUUGGACACCCUGGAGCUCCAGAGCCCUUCAACCCACCAAAUCCACUUCAGCACUGGACCCACUGCAGGCGCCGCACCAACGAGCCCAAUUCUCAGGGUCCCCACUGGUCUCUGUGUUCCUCCUACCUCAUUCAGAUCCACUGCUGCCACCCUGUUUACCUACUGGGACCAGAUCCCAGAAGUGAAGUUGCCCAAAGGGGGCUUCUCUGCUUGUGCCCUAUUCGGCCACCACCAGGGGUCCCCACGCUGGCAUAUGAGGGUCCUGAGUCCAGGGCAUAGCACUGAGCCCACUGAGCUCUCUUUAUUGUUCCAGAUCUGAAGAGGGUGGGAAAUUUAAGGAGAGAUUUAGAAAAUCUGAUUCCAGGUCUGACUCUAUCAGGAACUAGUCAUGUGACCUUGUUCGUUUCUCCUCAUUUCUGUGGGCCUCAGUUUCCCCAUAUGCCAAAUGAGGAAGCAGAUCUAGAUGAUUUCCAAUGUCCCCUUUCAUCUCUCAAACACUCUGAUUCUGAAAUGUGUGUUUUCUGUCUGUAGUCAUCAGAUCCCCUGCAUUCAUUUAUUCAUCCAUGCAAAGAGCAUGCAUUAAGUGCCUACUAGGUGUAAGGCACUGUGGGGGAGAUAGUGAUGAAUGAGGCAUCAUAGGCCAUGCCCAAAAGCAGUUGUCUGAUUUAUCUCAGGAUCAUGGUAACUCAAAUUCAGCCUAAGAGCACAGAAGCCCCAUUUUUGCUUCACUUCCCAUUUCUUUCUAAACUGCAUUAAGAGCCAGCUCCUCCUUCUCACACUUUUUUCCCGCAGUAGUGGUAACAUGGGCAGAGAAGAAAGGGGGGUGAAAGGGAAAACAUAAUUUCCCUUAACCCUCCUCUUCAGCCCAGAGGAGGGUUAAGAAGAUAACUGACACUUGUUCCCCCUCACCUCCCUCCCUGUUUAUACCCAGAUGGAGAGAGAGGGAGAAGAUGAGCAAUUGAUGUGUGACCGACGGAGGUGGGUUCCAUCAAUUCUGUGUCCCCAGGUCCCCCAGCAAGGUGGGGAUUUGCCUUCAGCUCCAUGGAGCAGGGCUCUAGGGCCCCAGCAGUGCCCAACAGCACAGCCAAGUCACCAAGGGGACCAAGCCCGUGGGCACCUCCCCUCCGAUGGGCAUUUCAGAUAAUUUUCUUCAGGAGCCUUGAACAAAAGGGAAAUCACAACUGAAUAAAUGAAGGUACCAAAAUUUACAUCAAUCAGUGUUAUAUGAUGUAUGUUGGACAGUAAUAUAUAUGUUUCAAAGUAAUAAUUUUGUAUAUAUUUUAAAUAAAGUAUUA
This is a messenger RNA of Gorilla gorilla gorilla (western lowland gorilla), 3611 nucleotides long. It is a transcript of the gene GPR45, whose product is annotated as G protein-coupled receptor 45. Lineage: Eukaryota; Metazoa; Chordata; Mammalia; Primates; Hominidae. The record is from RefSeq and is a predicted model, not a curated record. Gene Ontology annotation, molecular function: G protein-coupled receptor activity. Gene Ontology annotation, cellular component: membrane. The transcript has a single exon. Gene Ontology annotation, biological process: G protein-coupled receptor signaling pathway. The coding region runs from base 62 to 1363 and encodes 433 amino acids.